Molecule: messenger RNA, 1554 nt
Organism: Oncorhynchus tshawytscha (Chinook salmon)
Lineage: Eukaryota; Metazoa; Chordata; Actinopteri; Salmoniformes; Salmonidae
Gene: chmp6b
Product: charged multivesicular body protein 6b
Exons: 8
Coding region: 240-863 (207 amino acids)
Biological process (GO): vesicle budding from membrane; late endosome to vacuole transport via multivesicular body sorting pathway
Cellular component (GO): multivesicular body; ESCRT III complex
Source: RefSeq, a predicted model, not a curated record
GCCCAAACGAGAGAACCCCUCUAUUUCGAUUGUCCAUACCUGAAUGCCGUACUUCCUGACUUUAGGGGUGUGGUUUUUAGAAUUAGCUUCGCUGAAAUAAACUAGCAAAAUAAUAAGAUAUCUAGCCUGUCGACCGCUCUACAAACUAAUUGUAGGCUUACGCAAUGUUCUUCUGAGAAAAAGACUUGUUUACAAGUCGACUCUUUAGUUGCACAGAGUGGCGGGGAUGCGGAAUCAAAAUGGGAAACAUUUUCGGCAGAAAGAGACGCACGCGAGUCACAGAGCAGGACAGAGCCGUUUUGCAACUGAAACAGCAGAGAGAUAAGUUGAAGCAGUACCAAAAAAGAAUCACUCUGCAGCUGGAAAAAGAGAGGAAUCUGGCCAAGCAGCUGCUGAAAGAUGGCAAGAAAGAAAAGGCCCUCCUCUUGCUCAAAAAGAAGAGAUACCAAGACCAGCUCCUAGACAAGACGGAAAACCAGAUUAGCAACCUGGAGCGCAUGUGUCAAGACAUUGAGUUUGCCCAGAUUGAGAUGAAAGUCAUUGAAGGCCUUAAAGUUGGAAACGAUUGCCUGAAGUCAUUGCAUGAGGCGAUGUCCAUUGAUGAUGUGGAGAGAAUUAUGGAUGAGACCCAAGAAGCCAUUGAAUACCAGAGGGAAAUAGAUGAGAUGCUGGCAGGUUCCCUGACACAGGAGGAUGAAGAUGCUAUACUGGCUGAACUGGAGGCCAUCACCCAGGGAGACCUUGACCUACCAGAGGUACCUGAUGAGUCCCUGCCUGAAGUCCCAGAGACAGCUGAGGUAGAACCAGAGCCAGGUCAAGAGAGACCGAGGAAGAAGCAAGAACGGGAGAUAUUGGCUGUCUAGAAACAUGUUUGUUUGCCAGGGGACUUGGUACGCCGGCCACUAUCCCCCUCGUAGGGGUCUCAUGCCCCAACCACCCCAAACACACAGCCACAGAAAGAUUAUCUUCACUCACUGGAAGCAGAAGCAUCUCUUCCAGUCCCUCACCGUCAAGACUGAUGCUCCUGGUGCCCUGCUAGUCCUUGGUCUUGUGAGCCCCACUAUGGCUCUAUAGGGCUCCUCUGGACUCAACAACCCGAUCACUCCAACCAUGGACAUGAACCUUAUUUUUCAGAUCAUUUCCUGCAGGUUCUUUCCUAUUCUCUUUAUGUUUAGGGCCUAUUUUGAUUGAGCAUAUUGCUUAAGUCCCUUGACAGGUGUGUUUUUUGUCUUCUGUGAACAAAUUGUGAUUAACGGACAAAUGAAUGCAUGUCACUUUAUUUAUUUCCCUUCAACCUUUUGUGACUUAGGCUUAUUAUCGGACCACAGAACAUAUUGUCUUUGGGAGGAAUAGCCUACAUUCAUGUUUUAAAGUCAUGACUGUUUUCAGAAACCUAACCUGUUUAGAUGCCAAAUCUUUAUUAAAAAUGCCUUGAUUCCGCCUUACGGGUGGUGCAGUGGUCUAGGGCACUGUAUUGCAGUGCUAGCUGUGCCACCAGAGACUCUGGGUUUGUGCCCAGGCUCUGUCGCAGCCGGCCGCGACCGGGAGGUCCGU